Messenger RNA from Pisolithus orientalis, 1190 nucleotides. RefSeq lists its product as uncharacterized. NCBI's taxonomy places the organism in Eukaryota, Fungi, Basidiomycota, Agaricomycetes, Boletales, Pisolithaceae. Bases 107 to 976 code for a protein of 289 amino acids. The record is from RefSeq and is a predicted model, not a curated record. The transcript has 4 exons.
GUCCACCAUUGCUUUGCUGCCGUCCGCAUAAAAUGUCCAGUUUUUAUCCGUCAAGUCUUUGCAAUCUCACCCGCAACCUCUGCCUCUUUUUCUAUUCAUACACGGGAUGUCCAACUCCGAAACGCAGUCGAGUGAUCACACCUACUCUAAUCUCUCGCUUGAAGAGCUACUCGACCUAUUUGAUUGCCACUACGGACUAGCCGACACUUUCCCCAGGGAUGCAGCGCUGGUGCUGAAAGAAACCAGGAAUACUUUCAUAGGGCAGUAUAGCAGACCAGAUGCUGACGCAUUUAAGCAAGCUUGCCUCACGCUGUCUAAUUUCAUCCAUACUAAACCAUUUCUGACUCAAGAUGAAAAAGAAGAGCUCGUCAACGUCCUUUGGCUUGCCGACGGAGUGUAUGAGAGCUACCUUCUCUUGGAUCUCGUUCUACACACAAAUUAUAAAAGCAUGGACUUCCGUCUCUUGCUCUAUUGCCUCGUCUACGAAGUGUUGUGCGAAUCCUAUUUGCAAACUCCGAUAGAAGGAACGCUCAAAGGGCGUUUGGAAGAUCUCGCGAGUCGUAUGAUGACCCGGAUUGAGGAAAUUUGGAGGUGGGAGCGAGAAGAGGGGCUGUCAUUCCUGGAUGAUUUCGAAUGGAACCUACCAUGGCCACAGGAUCAAGCCUCGAAUUCCACUGAAUUGUGGCCCGUCUCUUCCGUUGAACCUGCACUCGAACAAUUAUCUCCCGCAACGCAAAACGUGGCGCAAAGACGGCAAUCACUCGUGUCAGCUCCUCCUCCGCCAGCGACUCGCGCACGACCCAGGCCUCUCUCAGCAUCGCAGUCGUUACCUACCCUGGAAUCAGCCUCGGAGCCUGCUAAACGCCGAGUUGCAUCGUUGAAACGUUCUUUGUCAAUGUCAGGGGCGCGUGCGGGAAGUGCUCCCCAAAAUCUCACCACUAUCGGGACACUGCCUACGCUCGCAGAGGAGGAGUAAAAGCAAGGGUCGCGUCCAGCAUUCGCAGCGACGAGUCGGAUAUGGAUAUAUCAUCCACUAGCUUUUUGACGUGGUCAUUGUAUUCUAAAUUCUGCUACUAUGCACGUAUGCAACUAUGCAAAUUAUGCACUAUGCUUCAUGAACACUAUUUUUCUUCGUUCAUUUUUCCUGAGCGUGCAACACUUGAAAGUCCUAACUUAUAAGUUGUAAGUGC